Messenger RNA from Rhipicephalus sanguineus (brown dog tick), 1429 nucleotides. Its product is annotated as serine/arginine-rich splicing factor 5. Bases 224 to 1237 code for a protein of 337 amino acids. Gene Ontology annotation, biological process: mRNA splice site recognition; alternative mRNA splicing, via spliceosome. Gene Ontology annotation, cellular component: cytoplasm; ribonucleoprotein complex; nucleus. Lineage: Eukaryota; Metazoa; Arthropoda; Arachnida; Ixodida; Ixodidae. The record is from RefSeq and is a predicted model, not a curated record. The transcript has 10 exons. Gene Ontology annotation, molecular function: mRNA binding.
GAGUUUACAAAUAUAACAAAAUCACGUGUGCCCCGGCGGCCAUUGGUGAGAUCCCCGUUGAUGCUGCGAGUCGUAGGACGCGGUGCAAUCCUUCGGCGAGGUGGGAAGGUCACCUUUAUUUAACCGUACUCGUGUUCUAAGCACGGAAAGUAACAGGUUUGCUAAAGAGUAACGUAUAUCUCGGCAUCAAUCGAGAGUUCGCACCGACAAAAGCGGCUCGGAAAUGACGUCACGCGUCUACGUCGGACGCCUCAACUACGAAGUUCGGGAGCGAGAUCUGGAGCGCUUCUUCAAGGGCUUCGGUCGCAUCCGCGAGAUCAGCAUCAAGAACGGCUUCGGCUUUGUGGAGUUCGACGAUCACAGAGAUGCGGACGACGCUGUUUACGAGCUGAACGGGAAGGAGCUACUCGGGGACCGGGUCUCUGUAGAGCUGGCUCGUGGAAUCCGGCGUGGAGCAGACUACUAUCGCUCACGUGCUGCAUCCAGGUCCCCGCCAAGGCGCCGCUAUGGCCCACCAACAAGAACAGAGUACCAGCUGACAGUUGAGAACUUGAGCAGCCGUGUGAGCUGGCAGGACCUGAAAGACUACAUGCGGCAAGCUGGCGAGGUGACCUACGCAGAUGCCCAUCGCCUCCGCCGCAACGAAGGAGUUGUCGAGUUCGCCACAUACUCUGACAUGAAGAAUGCACUGGACAAGUUGGACAACACUGACCUGAGCGGACGGCGAAUCCGCCUCAUUGAAGAGAAGAGGCGCAGCAGGUCCCGUUCUCGUUCACGCUCCCGUUCUAGGCGCCGCCGCAGCCCAACCAGGUCUCGUUCAAGGAGCCGUCGCCGUAGCCGUUCCCGCAGCCCGGUCAAGCGCAGGUCUCGCUCCCGUUCUAGGUCCAGGAGCGCCAGCCGCCGUGGACGCAGUCGAUCAAGGUCCAGGAGUGCCAAGCGACGAAGCCACUCCCGGUCGCCUGUCAAGCGCCGUUCACGGUCCGCUUCCCACUCUCGUUCGCGCUCCCGGAGCCCGCCUCCGAAGCGACGCGCCUCCCGAUCAGCCAGCCGGUCGCGCUCACGGUCCCACUCCAAGUCGAAAUCAAAGUCCAAGAGCAAGUCCCGCAGCCGCAGCAAGUCGCCAGAGACCAACAACCGCCACCACUCGGCUUCUCGCUCCCGCUCCAGGUCCCAUUCCAGGUCCCGAUCCAAGUCUCCGAUCAAGAACAACGGGGACAACUCCAACGACAGCAGUUGAAGCGGCGUGCGGAUCUGCCAUUCACUUUUGCACAACUAAUCGAUGGGCAGGCCUUGCUUGCUCUCUUGCCAUUGUCCUCGCUUCCUCUUCAUGUUCUCAGGGCCUCCCAUACACCUGUCCUGGACUCUGUAUAUAGUACUACCUUGUGACCUGUAUAUUUUCAUUUACUGGCAUGUAAUAAAACCAUCAUGU